This is a messenger RNA of Papilio xuthus (Asian swallowtail), 13684 nucleotides long. It is a transcript of the gene Bruce, whose product is annotated as BIR repeat containing ubiquitin-conjugating enzyme. Gene Ontology annotation, cellular component: nucleus. Gene Ontology annotation, molecular function: protein binding; ubiquitin-protein transferase activity; cysteine-type endopeptidase inhibitor activity. Gene Ontology annotation, biological process: apoptotic process; regulation of cytokinesis; negative regulation of apoptotic process. The record is from RefSeq and is a predicted model, not a curated record. Bases 180 to 13652 code for a protein of 4490 amino acids. The transcript has 59 exons. Lineage: Eukaryota; Metazoa; Arthropoda; Insecta; Lepidoptera; Papilionidae.
AUUCUUAGGUUUUAAUUAUAUAUUCUUAAUUCUUAAGUAGAGACAAUACAGAUAAUGAAAACGGUAACGAUUGAUUUUUACUUUUUGACUCUGGCCAUGUUGUCGAUAAAGUAUUUGACAUAAAAAAUAUAAUUACAAAUGGCGUUUACGUAGAAUAGACAGAUGUGUUCACGGCCACGAUGGGCGAUGAUUCUUUGAUAUUACGAGAAGAUGGUUAUAUUCGUAUGAACUUUCCUGUUUCUUCUUUAACGUACCAUAGUAACUUAAAUAUAAUUUUGGUGAAGACUGACGUGGGUGGUGUACACGUUUUGGAUGUGAACUCUGGUGUGAUACUUCAGUCAUCUUGUCUAUCAGCGGAUGAAGGCGGUACUGUCGGCGUCGAAUAUGCAUCAGGAGCGGACCGUGUGUUGUUAUGGGACAGGAGUGGUGUCGGCGCUCGCACAGACUACAACGGGGUGCUGCUGCUGCAUACAGCACUGCAGCGCCGACUGCCCUCUCCACAGCCCGAGACCGUCGUAAAGAUCGAACUCGUCCUCUCAGAGGCGGUGAUCCUGUACCAGUGCCUGCAGAACCUAGACGUGAACGCGAUCGAGGGUCUGCAAGACUUCGUCAACGCACUCAAAACUGCUAUCGAUGCCGAGCCCACUAGGAAAGGCGUCAAAGCUCAAAAGUGGAGUACAGUAACGAUCUCCCUGCCGCAAGUGACCUUCCGUCUGGUGACUGCGGCGGUGGUGCACGAGCUGAAGGGACAGAACCGACGCGUGCCCGCGCUGGCCAUCGCCUCCGCCGUGCGCCAGCGCGCCAACGAGCUGAUGCCCAGCGCGCGCGACGGCGAGACCCGCGCCCUCAUGUACUCCGAGGCCGAGAGGAAAGAGACCUUCAAGCGGUGGCCGCAUAUGGACUACAAUGGUGGUAUUUGUGAUGUGACCAGGUGGGCGUUGCCGGCGCGCAUGGCGCAGGCGGGCUUCUACCACCAGCCGUCUCCGAGCGGCGACGACCGCGCUAUGUGCUUCACUUGCAUGGUGUGCCUCGUCUGCUGGGAGAAGUCGGACGAGCCCUGGGUGGAGCACGAGCGCCACUCGCCCAACUGUCCCUUCGUGCGCGGCGAGUACACGCACAACGUGCCUAUCUCGGUUUCAAAUGCGACUGCAUGCGCACAUCCCUGUCCUGACAUCUCGGUGGUGUCGAAAGGCAACACGGGUGACCUGGUGGCCACCGGCACUGCUGAGGGCAAGGUCUCCCUGUGGCGCUUCGAUAGCGGACUCAAGUUUGUCAAUGUCGUCAACCUCUCCCCGUACGACUCCAUCUUCAGCGGAAUACUGGCCACCGAAAGUAAUAAAGUUUGGGCCGCUAGCCUGGAAAAGGAUUCAUCCACAUACGACCUCGAGCUUACGGCGAUGGCGUUCAUUGGCAUGACCUCGAAACAGGCCACAUACCAGCAAAAUCAAAGCACAGAAGCUAACGAGAAGGAGUCGAGCGGUGUCAAGUCGAAGCCCUCCCUCGUAUGUGCAGUGAUCGUCACACGAACCAACUGUGUGCAGGAGGACCAGCCCCUCGCCGAUGACGUGAACAAGGCGCUGUUCGACUCUGGCGGUGUCAGCCAGUCUGACGAGAGCAUUAAAGAGAUGAACGACCAAAACGAGGCCAAGAAUAAUCAGACCUCCGAGAAAAUGCUUUUCCUUCUGACUUACGACAUAUACGGCUCGCUGGGGGGCACCGUCGCCACGGUCGUCCACACCUCCAACAGCAGCGCCAACUCCAAGCCCGGUGGCAGCAAGAAGAUCCCGCUCCUGCCGGUGCCCAGGACCGACGAGGGCAAUAUCUACGACGAGAUAUACUUCCAGUACUCCGAUGAGGAGACCGAGCUUCCACAGUGCCCCAACUUAUUAGAUGAACAUAUUAGUAACGUUAUUAAUUUAAAUGCAUCGUCCAGCAAAGAGAUCUGCAAAUUUUGGGACACAAAGAAAAUUAUGUUCGCGAAACAUUACAAAGUGCUAGCGCCUUCCCCUCCGAGUGCACUGCUGCCCGAGCUGCCUGAGCCCGGACAGACGACCAUCAUUGAUUUCGUCGGGAAUUUGUCGCAGCUCAAAAGCUGGAAGAGCGGCAACCUGGACUCUGUUGGCACCAAAUUAGCCGAUCAGCCCGAUGCGAUUCAAAUCGGUCCGCCGACUAUUCCGCCGACCAUCACUCAUUACUUCAACAUGAAUGGACCUCUGGAAAUAUCAGAUUUAAAAUGGUACGAAGACGGCGAAGGUAUUGAGAAAAUCAAGAUUCCCCCGUUCACUGUAUGUAAACCUGGCACGGAGACCGCCGUCAGUAACAGCAACAACGACGGCUUCGAUAGCGACGCCAACCAGGAAGAGCCUUUGUAUCCCAUCGUCGCUGUGCAGUGCCUCCGCCUGCCGACCAACUUGGACAUCAAUGAUGCUUCUAAAAUAACGCACCUGUUGCCGACCGAGGACAAGGAACAUUUAUUAGUGGUCGUUUCCGGCAUCGAAUCAGCCAAAUCAAAACCGGAGCCCGAGGCGGAUGGCAAUAGCGACAUGAACAUGGACGUUGACGAGAGCGAAAUCGACAGCACAGUAAAAGACUCCAAGGCUCAUUUCUUACUUUACAAAAUUAACAAGAAAACCUCCGUUUACACCCUGGACGAUCAACCCGUUUUAGUUAAAGAGUUACCAUACAAUGAGAGCCCCGUAGACUUAUGUCUCAUGCCUGCCGAUAAACACGACCAAUGUUCCCUGGCAGCGGUCGGGGUGGACGGCACUUUAAGAAUGUAUUCAAUGUCAGAUUUCAACAUGUUGUCUGAAAAAUCUCUACCUAACAGUCAGUUCACGUCGGUCGUGUACUGCACUUCUGUGGAGCGGCUCAGCGUCGCCACCAAACAAGGCAUGAUCUACUUCUACGCCCUCAACGACGGGGAGAAAGAUUCAGCUGGAGCCGUAGUCGAAGACCAUUACUCUAAUGUAGACCUGGAUAUGCUGUGGUACGAGUCGUUGAGCGGGCCGACCAGCCCUCCCGUUAUCAUAGCUAACAAGCCCGAGUUGAACAUCACAGACUUAGAAACGUUAAUAACGCUCAGCGGUAUGUACGGCUCCAACGAUACCGUACCGUACAGCACCGUGGUGCCGGGCUUCUGGUGCGAAUUGUCCCCCGCACAAAGGUCGAGAUCCGAUCACCAGAACAACAGAUGCUGGAGACUGCAAAAUACAUCUUCUACCUGGGAUGAGCACGUGCUAGAGUUGACUAUGCCGUACAGCGUCUCACUUGCACAUAUAGAAUUUAGUUUCACUUUGCACAAUGCCAGUACGGGAAAUUUGCCCGUGAUUCAGGUCACCUUAUUGAAGCAGAAUUUGCACGGGGUUGGAUACAAAAAGGAUGCAUCGUUCUGCCAGCGAGCCGAUUCACCCGUCCAUUUCCCUGUCGUGGACUCCGACGGUCCCAACAUAGAGAACCCCGUCAAUAGUGAGGAGUACCUCCAGGCUCACAACGCAGAGAUCCUCGCGGGGCCGUUACUGCUCUCCUCCGGACUGGACCUAACGCAGCAGUCGGGCACAUUGAUACUGACCAGCCCGCGCUUGUUUAGAGCGAGAGGCAGAACGUUCUUGAUUCAUAUUAAGACCUUGUUUGAUCCGGCUAAGGACAUGACGAAAGGUCCGACCAAGUUUGGCGAGAGCUCCAAAAAGACAGGCUUCAUCGGCUGCGAUUGGCUACAUCAGAUAUCGAUAACGGUGAGGUCCAGUCCACACACCGAGCUGCCGAUGGAGAAGCAGCAGCGGAUCGCUAUGCUCGAAUCCAACACGUUCUUGGACACGCUUUGCGAAAUAGCAACAAAAAAGGGAGGUAACGAGGAACGAAGACUCGCUCUGGAUCUCCUGAACUGGGUGCUGUCUGUACGACUACAACGCAUGCGACUGGUGGAAAAGGGCCAGGACAAAGAGGCUGAGAGCCCAGUGGAGACGCAGCAGCUGGAGUGCGUCGCCGUCAUAGAGAAGCACAUCGAGGCGCUCGUCAAGAACUGCAUCCUAUGCGCCAACAGGAGCAUCGCCAAGAAGUGCAUCAAAAUUAUACUUAUCACCAGCGAGGGUGUGAAGCAGCUGCCGAAGCCGUGGAAGUGCACGUUCGAGUCGCGGCUGUCGCAAUGCGUGGUGUCGUGCGUGCCGUACGUGGGCGCGUGCGGCUCCCCCGGCGCGCUCAAGUGGCUGGCGGCACUGGCGCAGCACGCUGUACCGCCGCACGCAGCGCCCGCGUUACUCGCCCACUGCUGCCGCCUGCUCGACCUCGCCUCCAAGUGCCUCCAGGACCGCACCGAUCUCUACCACCAUUUGUUGCGUGCUAGGUUCGGCCUGUACGGGCUACCGCUGGAGCGCAGCAUCUUCACGACAGAGGUGCCGGAGUUAGGUCGCGCGGCUAGUACGCAAGCCAGCAGCAGCGACGACACCGGCCCCAUCAUCAGGCCCGACCACCAGCUCAAGGACCUGCUCAAUCUGCCAAUCAACACCGAAGGUAAGAGCAAUGGUUCGUCGAGUGGCGCGUGGUGGGCGAGCGGUCCGGCGAGCACGGCAUGCGGCGUGGCGGCGGGCGAGGCGCUGGCGCUGCAUGUCACCAGCUACGUGGCUUCUGACGGCACCAAGCUGGAGUCGGUCGUCGCCCGACACCAGCCCGCCGUGGUCAGCGCGCUGCCCACCGACUCACAGCAGCUAUGGACAGUGGUGAAGGAGGGGCAUGGCAAACAGCAGUCGCAGGAUCCCGACUCCCUUGACGACGUGGAGAGCUCCAUGAUGGAGUGCGACCCCCAAGACAAACCCGAAACGCCGGGGGAUAACUUCUUUACGCAGGAGGAGGAACAGUGCGGCAUCCCGUGGGCUACGCUGGUGAGCAAGCCGCCGCAGCACACGCUGGUGGUGGAGCGCAUGCACUCGGGCGCUCGCCGCUACAUCGUACUAGACUUUGGACACACCGUGCGACUUACUGAUGUCAUAAUCCCGUCGUGCUCCGACCUGGUGACUCUGUGUAUUGACAUCUGGGUGGCCGGCGAGGAGACGGACUGCGUGAAGCUCGCCUUUGCUUCCGACAUCGCCACCAAGCACCUCGUCCUCACUGACAUACAGCCGCCGCCGCUCUGCAGAUACAUGAAGAUAACGACAAUUGGGCGCUACGGCAUGUCGGCGAUGAAGUGCAAGAUCCCGCUGGGCUGGUUCUACGGCGAGAUCGCGGAGGUGCCCAACGUGCAAGCCUCCAUCAACGCCCUCAACGCCCUGCACCAGGACCUUAGCUGCAGGUUUAGGUUGGCAACCGGAAAACUGAUUGAUCUCUUGAAUCCAUAUCUGGAAAUGUACAACGGUAACGCUGCCAAUAUGAUGGCGUACUUCAACUUGGCCAACGAGGUGGACCCGAAGGUGGUCGCCGCGUACCAGGAGUGCAUGGAGCUGCAGCAGCAGGUGCACAACUGCAACAACAUUUUGCGCAAGCUCAGCAACGGCGCUGACUGCAACGAGCGCGCGCUCGACAUGAUAAACCGCGGCGCUGUCACUGCGGAGGACCUACUGCUGCGCGCAUCCACAGACAAGCUGCGCGUUAUCGCAGAGAACGUUGUCGACAUGCUACUUUACUUCGUCUUCCAAAUGGACGAGGUGCAAUUCCCGGAGGUAUCCAGUGAGUGGUUCUCGUGUGUGUCGUCGCUGCUGUGGUCUUGCGGCGCGCGCGGUGCGGCCUCACUGAGCACCCUGCUGGCGCGACUCUGCGGCUCAGCCGACUGGUGGGGCGAUCGCCUCGCCGACCUGCUCUGCGACGCUUUCUCGCCGCACGACGCACCGCCAAGGCCACUCGAUAGAUGUCUAGUGGUAGUGAUGUACAUGUGCCGGAAGAGCAUGUAUGCGCACCUGGAGACGGGCGGCACUGGCGUGGCGGCGGCGCUGGCGAAACGAGCGCUGACCCUGCUGCGCGCGUCUGAACCGCGACCCGCGCCUCUGAUCGCGCUGCUCACCGCUCUGGCUUCCGUAUUGGACGCCGCGCUGCCGCCGCCCAACACCGUGCUCAUGCCCGUUGCCAACGCCACGCCAGCCGCACAGAGACUCAAGAGAUGGGAGUGGUUGACGGGCGGACUGGCGGGUGCGGGCGGGGCGGGCGGCGCGGACGCAGCUGGCGAGCGCGGCGACUGCAAGCUGCCGCGCCGCAAACUGCACAAGAAGCUGCUGAACCACAUGCACGAGAUUGAGUCGGUGCGACGCGCUCGCCACCGAAUCAAAGCUCGAUUGGUGUCGUCGGGCAAGUUGGGGGGCGUGGUGAGCACCAAAGCAGAGGACAUGGAGCGCGCAACGCGUCUCGUGCCCCCCGCGCUCGCCGUGCAGCUCGCGCAGGCGCUCGUCGCACACCUGCUCGCCGCCGACAGCUCCGUCUCCGGCGAGACGCUGCUGCUCUGCGCCAAGGUCGUGGGGCGACUUUGCGCUGCGAGCGGCGGCGCUUCCCUGCUGGAGCCGGCGAGCGUGCUGGGUCUGGCACGGCUGGCGGUCACGCUGCCGCCGUGGCCGAGGCACGCGCUCAUCACGUUGCUGCAGGAUUUGGUCGAGUAUGAAAACUUAGACGGUACCCCGAGUCCCACCAGCGACGAGCCGACCUGGAGCGAUACGAACACAACUCGGCCGACCGUCACUCAGGAUGACAUCGGCGCCAGGACGCCGCCGCGUAAGAACAAGGCCGGCAGUGUUGCAGAUUCGUUAGCGGCUAGCUUUGGCCUGUCGAAGAGCGGCAAGCCGAAGUCCAAGCCCAAAGUUGCCGCAACCGCACUAGCGGCCGCAAAUGCAGUGAAAACUAUCGAAUAUCGUCUCAGCCAAGUAGCGGAGCUGGAGGUGUUGCUCGACUCGGAGACGGAGGACAAACAGGAUUCAGACUUUGUGGAACUAAAGAGAUUCAAGAUAAAACCCAUCGGUGAUAACUUCAACACAAGCAUAUCGACGUGCGUGGACGCGCGGUUAGAGAGUGGCGUGGCGGCGGCUGGCGAAGCCCUGGCGCGGCGGCUACUAGCCGCAACAUCCGGCGCGCUGGCGGCGGCCCUACGCCCUGCAUCCACCCCGCCCGUCACCCCGCCGUUGUCGCCGGGCAUGAGCCCCGUGCCCUCGCCCGCCGGGCCCGCCUCACCGCCCGCAGCGGGACCCAGCCACCAGGCCAUAGCUUCAUCCUCCGCCUCGGCAGCCCUGCGCGCUCAUCCCCCGCUGACGCAUACGCUUUACGACGUGUUCAGACAUCUGGCGCUUGAGUUUCCGCAACAGCGCGACUGCAGCCUGAUGGAGAACGUGCUGUCGCUGUGGAUGACGCUGAACGGGUGCGCGUGGGGCGCGGGCGGUGCGGGCGGUGCGGGGAGCUCAGGCAGCGCCACCGGAUCGGGGGCGUGGUCGACCGUGCCCUCGGACACACCGCGAGUGCGCCUCGCGCCGGACACCGUCACCGCUAUAUUGCACCAGCUCUGCACAGUGGAUAAUAUAUCUUUGAGAUGCUGGAUAUUAUCAAUGCAGUCUUUGGCAUGGAUAGCGGGACUACCUUUACAAUCGGAAGGCGGGGCGCAGACCCUGGGCCGCUUCGUGCUGGAGAGCGAGUACUUCGUGCCCGCCCUCGUCAAGUUCAUCUCGAUGGACGUCAACGUGGACUGCGCUGUCAACUGCUCGGAGUCUUAUCUCUCGGGGUCGAGCGUUGGAGCAGGACAGGGUGCGGCAAGUGCGCUGCAAGCUGUGCUGACGCGCGUGGUGAAGGCGCGCAGCGGUGCAGGUGCAUUGGUGGCUUUGCGCGUGCUGGCAGCGUUGUGGGCUCCGCAGCGCGCGCACGACAGCGCGCAACCUCUCGACCUGCACGCCGCCCUACUGCGCGCUGCACACGACCUUGUGCCCUCGCUCGCCUCGCAACACUUGCAUUACGCCAUGCCGCUCAUACGAUCUAUUGCAACUCAGAGCUUGUGGUGGAUGCGUGGCGCGGGCGGAGUGCGCAACGAGGCCAGUGCGGAGGCGCGGCUGACUGGCCUGCUGGCAGACAUACUGCCCCCCGGCGCCGCGCCCGCACGCCGCGUGCCGCCGCGUCGCGCUGUGCUCGCUCACCUGCUGUAUUACGCGCGCCGCCUGCUGGCACUGCCGCUGCUCAUGAGCACGCAACAAGGACAGGUGGAGAGCGGCGAGCAGUCGCAGACAGACGAGAGCAAGGCGUUGGACUUGGUCGAUGGCACCAAUCUGGAGGACGAGCGGAAGCAUCUACCGCGUGCGCCUUGUCUCGCCGACGCAGUAUUACAAGAAGCAGAUAUCAUGCAAGACUUUUAUGCGACGUUGUCAGUGUGUGAUGGAUUGAACACUUUCAUAUUGAACUCGGGCACAAAUACUGAAUCUUCCACAGAAUUCUCUUCAUUGAAGGAGGAAAUUUAUUGGUUGGUCGCUCAGCUGCCCACUGUUGCAUCUAACGCGGCGCUUAUGGUGCCCAGUCUGAUGGACUUCCUCAGGAAAAAGGACGUAAUAAAUCUAUCUCAAGCCAUGCAGCAACUGAUUGUGAAGCUUCUAGACAAGUCGGAGGCCUUGGCUGCCUUUAUAGAGGCUGGCGGGCUGGAGCUCUCUGUGGAGAAACUCACCACCUGCCAUCAGUCGGGACCGAGCAACAGCCAGGGUCUGGUGUCGUCCCUGAUGAACCACCUGAAGGUGCCGCCGCAGAUCAUCAACAUGUCGACCGCCGCCGGCGCUAAGAAGACUCAACCGCCUAUCACCGACACCGCCAACGGACUUGUCAACAUUGCCCCACUAUGCACCGUGUCGUGCGACAACCCGACGGCGCAGGCGGCGGACGUGUUGCUGGACGGAGGCGGACUGUCGGCUGGCGUGUGCGCGGCGCGACGCGUGCGCGCGGCCGCCUGGUCCUACCACUUCUUUAGCGCGGACGAUGCCUCGCUCGCGCUCACGCUAACACUGCCCUAUGCCGCGCAGCUGCACGAGGUUCACCUGCAGCCGCACCUCACCAGCCUUGCCACGUGCCCCGGUGCAGUGAGCAUAGAGGCAUCAUGCGGUGGCCCGCUGGUGUCGCUGGGACCACCGCAGGUGACGGCCGGCAUGACCUUUAUAAGGCUGGUGCUGGCGCGGCCGGCCGUAGCUUCCACGGUGCAGCUGCGUCUGUACAAGCCGCGCGACAGCUCCUACAUGGGCCUGCUGCAGCUGCGAGUCAUUGUCGCUCCCGCAUUCGCAGCGCCCACGAUACACGCGCCCAACGGAUACAGCAACAACUGGGUAUGCGUGGUGGCUGCGUGCACGCGCGCUCAGCUGGAGUCGUCGCGGUGGGCGCGCGUCGGUAGCCCGGCGGCAGUGCGAGCGCUGUGCGCCGCCGUGCUGGCCACCCGCGGCAGCAGCCCGCAAGCGCACGGGCACACCUCGUUCGCUGCGCAUACUGCGCUGCUAGCCGCCGCACGCGCCUGCCCUGAGCUGCGCGCCCCACUCCUCAACGCCAUACUCGCUACAGAUGAACAUGCAUACGUACAUUCGUUCCAGAUGUGCGGUAGCGGGCCUGGAGGCGUGAGCGCGGGCGCCUGCAUCACAGCGGUGUGCUGGGCGGCGCGCCAAUUGUGUCGCCGCUGCCCCGAGGGCACCACCGCUGCCUUUGUGCACUGGCUGGCCGAGGUGGCACAGCGCCCGCGCCGCGCGCCUUCUGCAGCAUUGCUACACACGCUCGCAUCGGUUUUAUGGUCCCUGAAAGAGGAGCGUCUGCUGGACAAUCUGGAGGAGCUAAUAACGGACGAGCUAUUCGACUUGCUGUUUGUGUGGGUGCAAGAGGUUGACGAGAUCAGCUUCCUCAAGAAAGCACUCGAUGCCAUCUUAUGCUCAAUGUGCUACAUAAGGCCGGAUCUCUUCAAGAAGUUAAUGGAACACAUCGGCGUUCCUGUAGACAAUGACGAAAGCAUGGAGGGACUAACAGACGACCGCAAGGUACACCAGCCGCUGCGUGUUACAAGGGCGGGUGCGAGCGGAGGCGGGUGCGGUAGCGGAGCGGUGGACGCGGCGACGUGCGGCGCGGCGGCGGCGGCGGUACGACUGAGGCGGCGCGAGCUGCGCACGCUGGCUGCGGCUGCUCUAUCUCCAGCCGCAACGCUCUUGCUGCUGCACUCACCGCUGCCGCAUGCGCUCGUGCGCUGCGUCGCAGAAUAUAGCGAAACUAAGCUACAACAAAUUAAAGAACAAUUAAAUACUCAAGAGGACGUAUAUAUGAAAGACGCCGAAAUUGAACCGAACCAAACCGUUACAACGCCAUCUAUGCAGCAUAUCAGCGACAUAGUGGAAUGGGCGCGGCUGAUGUGCGUGGAUCGCCGCUUCAAGGACUGGCUGGGCGCGGCAGGCAACACCUUCUGGCGUCCCCUCCUCUCCAUGCUCUGCUACCCGCGCCCGCGCGCCUCUUCAUGGCAGGAGAGCUCGGAGUAUGCUAAUCUGGAGGAGCACACCAUACGGUUGUUCGCAGAACUGACUGUGUGCCACGCUUCCAAUCAGAAACUCUUCGCUUCGACAUUACACAAUAUUCUCGAAUCAAUGCAAAAUACAAUAGGACCGGAAGGUCUAUCGGGAUUCACGAGGUCGCUGAUCCUGCGGCUGGUGCUGUCGUCGGAGCGCGGCACAGUGGCGCUGCGCUGGGCCGCGGUGGGCGCGGACACAGGCGCCGGCGCGGCUGCCAGCAACAGCGCACCGCCGCACCCCUCCAUGCACUGCCACGCGCUGCUCUCGCUGCCGCUUCACACCACCAUCCGCUCUCUGCUCACAGAACACCGUCCUCCCCUGGACGAGGCAACGAGGAUGAGCCUGAGCAACGCGGUGCCGGCGAUGUGGCGCAGCGCCUCUGAUGCCGCCGUCCGCACUGUGGCCGAGGCCUGGGAGCUCAGCCUGGCCGCCGCCAGCGCCUCCAAAGACAAGCGCGUCAAAGACGCCAAGAACAACUCGCUCAAGCAGCAGGGCAACAAGAAGCGACAGUCCAAGCCCAGCACCGACAACUCCGUACUGUCCCUCGCUGAAGAGUUUGUGGAGACGACGAUCCGCGUGCAGUCCACCGGACUGGAGGGCUUUGUGCCGGGCAACGUGACGUUGGCGCAGCUGGUCGCUGUCUGCCCUCACAAGUUCGGUCCGCAUCUGGCCCUCAUACUGCACCUCAACACCAACGGAGAAAUCCGUCCGAGCGACACAUGGGACGGCAGCAGUAGCAGCGGGGGCAGCAAUGUGAGCGGGGUGGGUGGCAUGGCGCUGGGCGUGCUGCACUGGUUCGCGCAGUGCGGCGGGCUGGCGCUGGUGGCCGCGCGGCUGCCGCGCCCGCACGCCCCGCCCGUUCCCCCGCCCGCGCCCUCCGCGCAUCAUCACGACCUAGACUGGGUCAAACUCGAGGAUCCCUAUGAUGACUUAGUGGAUUUGGGCGGCGCUGGCGGCCCAGGAGCGGGUGGGGGAGGCGGUGGCGCUGGGGGCGGCGAGGAGCAGUGCGCGGGCGUGCCCGUGCACGCUCUGGUGGCGCUGGGCCCGCUGCUCAAGCUGCCGGGCUACGCGGCCGCGCUACUGGACGAGGGUCCGCGCGCCGUGCACCUGCUGCGUCUGCUGCUCGGCGUCUCGCACGACGAGGACGGACGUCAGUACAAAUACUAUAAGAGCAAGAAUGUCAAUGACAAAGAAUUAUCUGCCAUCAAAGGUAAUAUAGCCGUGGGUAGUGUAGUGAGCGGUGGCAGCGGGGGCGGGGCGAAGGGCGAGGGGUCGUGGUCGCUGGGCACUCUGCCGUUCCGCGUGCUGGCGCGGCUGCUGCACGCGGCGCCGCCCGACACAGACGACGGGCGGUCGCUACGAUCCGCUCUGCUGCGCCUCGGCCUCGUGCGCCUGCUGCUCGCCUGCCUCGCAGUAUUCACGCAUCACAAACCCGCUUCCAAUGAUAAUAGUCAGGCGUCAAACGGUUCCGGCAAGCCGGAGGAGAAGAGCCAGUUGUACUGGGCGAAAGGUACGGGUUUCGGCACUGGCUCCACGCAGCAGUCGUGGAACGUGGAGCAGGCGCUCGUGCGGCAGCGCGUCGAGGAGGAACACGUCACUGUCUUGCUCGAGGUGCUGUCGGCGUACAUGAACCCUGGGGAGCGGUGGCCGCCGGAGGAGGGUGCGCCGCAGCCUUCCCCGGAGGGCGAGGAGCGCGACCAUCACCUGCCACACGAGUUUGUCGACCUCAUCGCCAACAGUUCCCUGCUGCCCGCCAUAUGCUCCUACCUCAGGAAUGACUCAGUGUUGGACAUGUCGCGACACAUCCCGCUGUAUGUGUGCGUGCUGAGCUGCGCGCGCGCCCUGCACGCGCUGCGCUGUCGGCGGCUGGCGGGCGCUCUACGCGCUGUGCCGCAACUGCUCUCACUCAUGAGCCGUACUACCAACUCCUACGCCAGCAAGCUCAGAAUGAGCAAAAAGAACAUAUUCGGUAAGAUGACGUACAGCCAAAGAUUCAACACGGCAAGCAACUGCGAGCUGUCGGAGGAGGACGAGGGCCUCGCCGCCCUCAUCGCAGACAUACAGGCGACAUCGGCUCUGAUGUGCCGGUCGGAGGGCGAGGCGGAGGCGGGGGGCGUGCCGCGGCCGCUGGGCGGAGCCUCGCGUGAGGCGCGCUACAUCAACCUCAUGCGCACCAUGCAAUUCGAGACGUUCGAGAUGCUAGCAGAGUGCUCAGAGAACGGAUACCGAUUCACGGUGCCGUACCACUUUGAGGGUACGGUGCGCGCGGCCGGCGAGCGAGCGCACCCGGCGCGCAUGAAGCGCCUCGCGCAGGAGGCCGCCACGCUCGCCACCAGCCUCCCACUCUCAUACUCCUCCUCCGUCUUCGUGCGCACCGACACAGACCGCCUCGACGUCAUGAAGGUCCUGAUAACUGGUCCCUCGGACACGCCGUACGCGAAUGGAUGCUUCAUCCUGGACGUGUACUUCCCGGCUGAGUACCCCGCCGUGCCCAUGCUCAUCAACUUGGAGACGACGGGCCGGCAUUCGGUGCGCUUCAACCCCAACCUGUACAACGACGGCAAGGUGUGCCUCUCCGUGCUCAACACCUGGCACGGCCGCCCCGAGGAGAAGUGGAACGCGCACACCUCCAGCUUCCUACAGGUGCUGGUGUCAAUCCAGUCACUGAUCCUGGUGCCGGAGCCGUACUUCAACGAGCCGGGCUACGAGCGCAGCCGCGGUACGCGCGUCGGCAGCAACGCAUCGCUCGAGUACAAUUCCAACAUCUACCAGGCAUGCGUGCGCUGGGCCAUGCUCGACCACCUGCGCAACCCCGAGCCCUGCUUCAAGGAGGUGAUACAGACACACUUCUGGAUCAAACGUAACGAAAUAAUGCAAACGGUCGCCAACUGGAUCACGGAGCUGGAGGGUCAGAAUGGCGACGAGCGCACGCAGCGCAGCAUACAGCACAACCUGAUGGCGCUGAAGCGGCAUUACGUGAAGCUGCAGGAGGAGCUGGCCAAGUUGCCGGUGCCGCCGGGCCUUGAGGACCUGGACGAGCCCUUCCAGCUGCCGGCCGCGCCCUCCCCGCCGCCCGCGCCCGCCGGCCCGCACUCCCCGCGCGCGCCUCGCGCCCCCCUGCCGCUGCACUCGCUCACCAACGAGGAGCUCUACAACGACAUGGAGAAGAUCGUCGCCCAGGUCCUGGAGUGAGCUCCGCCCUCGCCCUGCUCCCCACUCCCCAC